Molecule: messenger RNA, 3589 nt
Organism: Phacochoerus africanus (Common warthog)
Lineage: Eukaryota; Metazoa; Chordata; Mammalia; Artiodactyla; Suidae
Gene: EOGT
Product: EGF domain specific O-linked N-acetylglucosamine transferase
Exons: 16
Coding region: 390-2063 (557 amino acids)
Cellular component (GO): endoplasmic reticulum lumen
Molecular function (GO): protein N-acetylglucosaminyltransferase activity
Source: RefSeq, a predicted model, not a curated record
AAUGACGAAGGGAAGGAGAGUCAGGUUUUCAACCUAACUCGUCCCAAUGUCCUUAAAGAGCCUUGUCGUUUUCUCCCCAAGAGGACAGGCCUGCUUCUUCUCCGUCCGCUCUUCUCCGGCUCUUCGGGGGCCGCUGGCUCAGAGGUUCUGACCCCAGCGGGAAGGCGCAGGGAACCGUAGGCGGUGCCUCUCGAGCCCGGUCUCCUCGGCCCCACAGCUGGCCCGGCGCGCUCAGCGCCCGCCCGGCUGCCGUGCCCAGGCCCCUGCCCCGCCGCCCUCUGCGGGGCCCGCCUCCUGGAGCAGGCCGGCCUAGGUGUCCCGGCGGCUCCCGGGCGCCCCCUGGCCCGGCUCCGGCGCCCGAGGUUUCCGGUGAGCUGCAGUCGCCGGUUAUGACGACUCCCUCCUUCGGAGCAGCUGCCGCCGUCGCCGCCUCCUUCUCUGCAGCCCCGGCUUCCCCGGCUUCAGGUUUGGAGGUUGCUAUGUUAAUGUUGCUUGUCUUUGGAGCAUUGCUUCAUGAGGUACCCCUGAGUGGCCAAGACAAGGCUCCUCCCCAGGCUGAUGGCAUUCUGGGUGCCCCUCUGUUCAACUAUGCCAGCCUCCGCCUGCCGGAAGAGCAUAUUCCCUUCUUUUUGCACAAUAACAGGCACAUUGCCACAGUCUGCAAGAAGGACUCACAUUGUCCUUAUAAGAAAUACUUAGAAAAUUUAAAGUACUGCUGGGGUUAUGAGAAAUCCUGCAAACCACAGUUCAGGUUUGGUUACCCUGUUUGCACCUACGUCGACAUGGGAUGGACGGAUACUCUUGAAUCCGCUGAGGACAUAUUCUGGAAGCAGGCUGACUUUGGAUAUGCUGGAGAGCGGUUGGAGGAACUCCAUGUGCUCUGCCAGGCGGAGGAGAUGAAUGACUCAAGUUUGGUGUGUUCCCGUUACCUUCAGUACUGCAGAGCGACCAAUAUCUACCUUGAUUUGAGAAACAUCAAGAGAAACCAUGACAGAUUUAAGGAAGAUUUUUUCCAGAGUGGGGAAAUUGGAGGACACUGUAAACUUGACAUUCGUACAUUGAUGUCUGAAGGUCAGCGCAAAAGCCCUUUGCAGUCUUGGUUUGCUGAGCUACAAAGCUAUACUCAGCUCAACUUCAGACCUAUAGAAGAUGCUGCGUGUGACAUUGUUAUUGAAAAACCAACCUACUUCAUGAAAUUAGAUGCAGGUGUUAACAUGUAUCACCACUUCUGCGAUUUUGUCAAUCUUUAUAUUACUCAGCACGUUAAUAAUUCCUUCAGCACAGAUGUGUAUGUCGUCAUGUGGGACACUAGCUCCUAUGGAUAUGGUGACCUGUUCUCCGACACAUGGAAAGCAUUUACUGAUUAUGAUGUUAUCCAUUUGAAAACUUAUGAUUCCAAAAGGGUAUGUUUUAAAGAAGCUAUUUUUUCCUUACUUCCUCGGAUGAGAUAUGGGCUGUUCUAUAACACCCCUCUGAUAUCUGGCUGUCAAAAUACUGGAUUAUUCAGGGCAUUUUCCCAGCAUGUAUUACACAGACUGAAUAUCACACAACAGGGUCCCAAGGAUGGAAAAAUUCGAGUCACCAUUCUUGCACGGAGCACAGAAUACCGGAAAAUACUCAACCAAAAUGAGCUUGUUAAUGCACUGAAGACGGUAUCUACCUUUGAGGUCCGGAUUGUCGAUUAUAAGUAUAAAGAACUUGCGUUUUUAGAUCAGCUAAGGAUCACACAUAACACGGACAUAUUUAUUGGAAUGCACGGAGCUGGCCUUACCCACUUACUUUUCCUUCCAGAUUGGGCUGCUGUAUUUGAACUGUACAACUGUGGGGACGAACGCUGUUACUUGGACCUGGCCAGGCUGAGAGGUGUCCACUAUAUCACUUGGCGAAGGCAGAACAAAGUCUUUCCUCAAGAUAAGGGUCACCACCCAACUCUGGGGGAACAUCCAAAAUUUACCAACUACUCUUUUGAUGUAGAAGAAUUUAUGUUCCUUGUCCUUCAGGCUGCAGACCAUGUAUUGCAACACCCAAAGUGGCCUUUUAAGAACAAACAUGAUGAGCUCUAAAUGUGUUGAGUCUUUUUGCCAAAAGGGAGUAUUUAAAUGGUCCCCGACCCCACUCACCUUCCAGUAAAAUCAGUAAACCAGGCUUUUAUUUCCUAGCCCCAAAUUACCUUUUUUUAAAUACCAAAACAUGCCUUCAGGAUAUUACUUAUGUGUUUUAUAGUCUUUAACUGUUUCAUGUGAUUUUUGUGUCAUUACUAUUUAUCAAAAUACUAUUUUUGCACUGAAAACUGUAAUUUGUAUAUAGUUCAGAAAUUGAGCGUGGGCUCAAGAUGUAAUGGAGCCUUCUUAGGGGAUACCAAAGUUGGCAACUUUCUUCACUUUACAAUUUGUAAAUGUUUUUAAUCAAAUAAUCAUGGGAUCAUCAUUCUAGAGGCUUCCAACUUAUUAAUGAUGUAUUUGAUGAUGUAUUUGAGUCAAUUCACACACUCGUAUAUUUGCCAAGGUUUGUUCAUAGCACUGUGUGUAGUAGAAAAGGAAAACAUGCAAACACACACACACACACACACACACACACACACACACACACACGGUUGUGGUUCUCAGUACCAAGCUAUAGGACCUUGUUAUAGAUCAAACAGUAUUAUAAACAUAUCUCUUUUACUCGAUGAGUCCAAACUAACCUCCAUUGAAAUCUCUGCAAUAAUCUUUUUAGUCAAGCCAGGUUAUAUGCAUCAAGAACCUGAAUAAACCAUGCUCUUGCAUUAAUUCAUGUUCACACAUUUCAUAUGCACAUCAUGUUUUCCCCAAAUGUAACAACCACAUAUGAUAAAAACAAAUGAGAAUGUGUUCUUUAGGACCGUUUGAUGUACCUUUUAGCUGGUUCCUUCUUAGCCGUGAAGAGCAUUUAUUAUCUCAAAUAGUGGCUCCAUUGCGCACAUAUUUGUAACUGUAUUUGCCUGUGUGUAUGCGUCUACCUCUUUUAGCGUGGAAGUAUUUUAAUCUUUGAUUUCGCAAAUAUCAAAUUAGCUGCCAGAAGAUUAUUUUUCCCUAUAAAAGACAAAAAAAAAAAGGGUAAGGACACACGUAAAUAAUCUAAUUCAACACAAAAAAGAAGCCAUAGGAAAGUGCCAGUGAUUAAAAUGGCUAUCUGAAAUGCAGUCUCACUCUUUGGAUGGAAAUCAUUUCUUACUGUUUAUGAAAUUUCAAUUUAGUGGUUGGCAACCAUGGAUUUAUUUUACUGCAAAAUAUGAAGUUUACAUUUUAUUAACACUUGAGUAGUCUAAUUUAGAGACUAAUGACUCCUAUUUUUUUAAGUAGAGGACUAACAGUGUACAGCAGAGCUAAUUUUUUUAAUGUAUUUUAAAGUUGUAAAAAAAUGAAAAAGGGAGAAUAUGCAACAGAGAAGUGACACAAAAAACCUAAAAUAUUUAUUAUCUGGAUCUUUACAGAACGUGUUUGCUGACUCUUGCAUUAAAGGAUUAUGAAAAGUCUUCUAGAGUUUAGGAAUCUUUAUUAAAAUACCUGUAAAGGAAAUAGUUACUGUAGUGAUAGCUUUGAUUUGUGAUCUUAAUAUUGUUUAAAAAGAC